AUGGCUGGCCGCAAGACAUUGUUGGCUCCGAUCCACUACAUUUUCAGUCUACUGCAGAAGCGCAGCACUGUCUCAAUUUGGCUGUAUGAGCAGCUCGCUUUCCGGAUCGAGGGGAAGAUUCGUGGUUUCGAUGAGUUUAUGAAUUUGGUCAUCGACGAUGCUGUGGAAGUGCGCCUGGCAACCAAGACAGAGGUCGAGAAGCGCCGGCCAUUAGGCCAGGUCCUUCUCAAGGGAGACAAUGUCUCUCUCAUCCAGGCCGUUUGA
Messenger RNA from Penicillium bovifimosum, 264 nucleotides. RefSeq names its product small nuclear ribonucleoprotein E. The coding region runs from base 1 to 264 and encodes 87 amino acids. The record is from RefSeq and is a predicted model, not a curated record. Gene Ontology annotation, molecular function: RNA binding. NCBI's taxonomy places the organism in Eukaryota, Fungi, Ascomycota, Eurotiomycetes, Eurotiales, Aspergillaceae. The transcript is spliced from 3 exons. Gene Ontology annotation, biological process: spliceosomal snRNP assembly; mRNA splicing, via spliceosome. Gene Ontology annotation, cellular component: U2 snRNP; U1 snRNP; U4/U6 x U5 tri-snRNP complex.